AUGGAACAGUUUGUUCACUUCUCUGUGAACGGCGUGUCGGUGGAGGGGAAGACACACUCACAAGUAGUGGCCGCCAUUAAAGCCGGCGGAAACGAGACCCGGCUGCUGGUGGUGGACGCCGACACAGACGACUUUUUCAAGAGGUGCAGAGUAGCCCCCACCGUGGACCACCUGACCGGUCCGCUGCCAGAACCUGUCAUCAAUGGAGGAAUGGAGGAGAAGGCGAACGGCAGACGACCCAAAGAGGCAGAGAGGGACUCGAAGCUGUCGAUCAGUCCUUCUCCGUCGAGCGCCUCCUCCAACACCUCACUCACAACCCCGCCCGCAAACACCCCACCUGAGGGUUUGAUGACAGAUGCCAUCCCCGCUCUCAACCUGACUCUGCAGCAGGUCAAAGAGCUCGCUCACCAGAAACGCUCCAGCAAGAGAGCGCCACCCAUGGACUGGACCAAGAAAAAUGAACUCUUCAGCAACCUAUAGGGCCCCUGACUCCCCCUGACACACACACACACACACACACACACACACUUACAUAUACACACAGAUUCUUCUUAUCAUAGCGAUUCUUAAAAAGAGAAUGUUUUUUAUUAUAAAGAAAUUAAAGGAGCAGUUUAACUAUUGGCAGCAGAUAAAAUUCAAGCCAUCCUGUAAAAUAUAGUAUUCUUCUUAUUACUCGUCAUGUUAUUAUAACCCAGAUAUUAUCGUUUGCUACUAACAAUGAAAUAUGCCAAUGAAAGAGAACUGGACCACGGUGAGAGUGUGUAUGUGUGUGUGCAUGUCGCUAUUUAUGCCCUGUGAAGAUGUUUCCCCUCUUUCUCUUUCUGUGUGUGUGGACAUCUGACCUCUGACCUCUGACCCCUGAUCUGAUGCCUGUGGAAACGAGGAGUCAAUCAUCGUGCUACGUUCAAUGACCAGCUCCUCUACAUUGAAAUUAAAAAAAACAUCUCUCUAAGAAUAACUGCAGUAUCAGACAGAUUCGAUGAAACCAGACAAUCAUAAAUCUCUUAUUCUCCCAGCUAUCUGUUUCGGGAUGAACCAUGUGACGUGGAAGCUGAGAUUUUACCUUUUGAAUAAUUUUUAUUUACGUUUAUUAACUUUUUUUUUAAAGAGAUUACAUAUUUUGUAAACCCAGAAAACGGCAAAACUCUCUAACACGAAGCAUUUUUUCAGAAUCAUUUGUAAUUUUUUAUGGGGAAAUAUUUACUGGCUAAACUGGAAAGAACUACAUUUUAAAGUAGGCUAUUCUAUAAUGUAUAUAUCAUAUAUCAUGUAUAUUUUUCUUUUGUCUUGACAUAGAUUUCACUCUAUGAAAUGGUUUCAGUUUAAUCCUGUGUUGCUACAAUGCCAUUAAAUCCACCAUUCAUCCACACAUCGUCUGAAUACAUGAUAUUUCAUCUUCUGAAUAAAUGUGAACUACAGUCUAUAAUGAGUAACUUAUACCGUCCUCACUUUGUCGUCACUGUGACACACAUUUUUAGCGCAUGGAAGAUUUUUAUUGCUCACUGAGAGAUUAUUUUCUAUCGAUGUCUUAAAAAGAAUAAUUGUGUAACUUCUCCAUCACAGAUUUCUACGUCUGCGCUUCACUAGAUUUUGUGCAUUGGACCGAUUUUGAGAAAAUUGAUCAUUUUGAAAUGGAAUGAUUGAAUUAUAUGAAGAGUUGUUUUGCAGCUUGUGUGAGCGAUUUUUAAUUCUGUAAUAAAUCAUCACAACAACGUCCUGUUAUCCUGUUGCUGUUGAUUUUUAUUCGAGGUGCAACAGGUUUUCAUUCACGUUUGAGCCAUGUGAUUCACUAAUGACAAUUUAAACCAGCAAACUGGCUGAUUCAAUAAAGUUGUGUCUUCU
This is a messenger RNA of Paralichthys olivaceus (Japanese flounder), 1842 nucleotides long. The record is from RefSeq and is a predicted model, not a curated record. Lineage: Eukaryota; Metazoa; Chordata; Actinopteri; Pleuronectiformes; Paralichthyidae.